AUGGCCACAGAUUCUACAUUGGACGACUCGGAUGGAGAAUAUCAAUUGAGUAGCGAUGUAUUGGCAAUGGUCGCGGAAAUCCAGGCAAAAGGAGCUGUUGUAACUGAUGAAAACGAGAACACUGCUAACUCAAAGUCUGAAAUAUGGAGUGUAAGUUGUUUUAUAAGUAUUGUUUAAUGUUUAGGUUACUUUAUGACAUUGAGUUUGGAGGAUUUCGUUAUUGAAUAUAUUGGUUUGUAGAUUGUGAUGAAGUUUUGAUGAUUACUGAAAUACUAGUCGAGGGUUUUUUAUAAAACUUUCUGAAAAGUUGUUCAAGACAUUAGUCUUGCAAAAAUAUAUUAGUUUGUUUGCUUUACUCAAUUUAGGGUUAUGAAAAUAUUACACUUGAUUAGCUACUAAUUCUCAUUGUUUUCGAUGUAAAAGUUGAAGUUGUGUAUUUAGAUGAGUCAAUUUUGGUACACGAAGGAAACGUCUGAUAAACUAUGCGAAGAGAUUGUUGAAUUGACCAAAACUUUUGAUGGACCAGUAAGAGUGGCAUUCUUAUCUUGUCCAACGAUAUUCGAAGCUAUGGAGAAGAAAGAGGUAUUUCUUUGAUUUUUUUCUUAAAUUUUUAGGUGAAUAUUGAUGUUAAAAGUUUGAAAAUACUUUUGACUACACUGUAGUUAAAGCAUUUAGUUUAUAUUAUCAAAAAUGUUAUUUCCUUUGAUUAUCACGAUAUUUUCUUAUUCUGCUUUCGUUCCAGGACAAACCAUCAAACCUACACACUCACCUGUACGAAUAUGAUACUAGAUUUGGUGAAACGACUUCAAAUUUUACGUUUUACGACUACAAUGAUCCGUUGGAAGUGCCGGCCGAGUUCUCGAAUAUCUAUGAUAUUGUUGUUGUUGAUCCUCCGCACUUGUCGGAUGAAUGCGCUGUGAAAUUUGCUCAAACGAUACGAGUGUUGGCCAAGGACAAGAAUACACCAUUGAUUUAUUGUACGGCUGCUAAAAUGGAGGAUAUUGUAAGUUAAAAGGAUUUAUGUCUUUAACGUUAUCUAUGAGAUGAUCAUACUGUUUUGGUGGUUUAAAGGUGUUUUUAAGUUUAAAAGUAGGUAUUGGGUUUUAAAAUGGACAAAUUUAUAUUUUGCAGGGUUUAAGUGCUGAUAUCAGUAUUAAGGGUCAGGCCUCAGGGGCCAGUAAAUCAUAAUAUACCUUUAAUAGUGUUAUACGUAACAUUGAUAUGUUUGUACAGUUAAACAUCAUUAUUAUAUUACUGUUUCAGAUAAAACAGCUGUUCAAUGCUAGAAUGACAGACUUUCAUCCGGAACAUACCUCAAAAUUAGGUAACAUAUUUUGUUGUUACACCAACUACGAACCAAAGACUUUCAAAUGGGCUGGUGAGUAA
Bursaphelenchus okinawaensis is the source of this 1386-nucleotide messenger RNA. NCBI's taxonomy places the organism in Eukaryota, Metazoa, Nematoda, Chromadorea, Rhabditida, Aphelenchoididae. The record is from the annotation of a GenBank genome assembly.